This is a messenger RNA of Somion occarium, 1627 nucleotides long. NCBI's taxonomy places the organism in Eukaryota, Fungi, Basidiomycota, Agaricomycetes, Polyporales, Cerrenaceae. The record is from the annotation of a GenBank genome assembly.
GCCACCAUUCCAAUGACGGAGGUCACCCGAAACAGUAUACCAUAUUGCUUCAUGUCCGGCAUUGCCAAGAACGACGCUUGCGAAGUUCCUCCGAGUCACUUUGAUUGAUCACGAGUCCUAGAAUUCCCUUCCUCUUCGGUCGUCCUGUCAUGAAGCAGCGCUGGAAUCGAACUGCCUAUAAGUCGGACGUUUCGUUUCUCACAGCCCUCUCUACAUUUCCCCAUCUUUCCCGCCCUAGCAAAUUUAUCGCUAUUCUUCGAGCGGUAAAGGCGUCCAGACAGAUGAUGUGGGAUUUGAGCGGCGGGGCUGCGUAUGCCCCAAAUACAAAUGGAUAUAAUCAGGCACCUGUCUAUUCUGGAGGAUCAUCGUUUCCCAUGCCUGAGCCAGCGCCGACACCGGUACCUUUCAUGCCCAUUGGUGCCCCAGGUACUCCACUAGGAUCUCCCAUUUACUCACCUGCCCCAGCUUGGGCUUACGCAAACCCACCCUUUUAUGCCGAACGUUCAGCAGCUGCAGAUUAUGCAAAGCAGUACCAAAGUUCCCCUAACUCACAUUCGCACCAGACAUCGCAUACGAGUCAUAGGCACAGGCCACACUCUUCUAAAUCACAUAGACAUAGACCUCCUUCGACUCCCGGGGAAGCAUCACAUCAUCCUCAUACGAGUCACGCUACCGGAGGUCACGCCGACAGUUAUUUCCAGUAUUCGAAGUGUACGGGCAGACGAAAGGCGCUUUGUAUCGGCAUUAAUUAUCGCGGCCAGCCGUUUGAAUUGUACGGCUGUGUGAACGACGCAAACAACGUUCGUCGUUUCCUCACCCGAUAUUACCACUACAAAGACGAGGAUAUAGUACUGUUGACUGAUGACUCCACCAAUCCUAGAGCGCUCCCAACUAAAGCAAAUAUCAUCGAUGCUAUGAAAUGGCUUGUCUGUGACGCUCAGCCAAACGAUUCUCUAUUCUUUCACUACUCUGGUCAUGGAGGUCAGGUUAAAGACAUUGAUGGUGAUGAGGUAGACGGCUAUGAUGAAGUCAUAUUCCCGUUGGACUAUAAGAAUGCAGGUUACAUUUUAGACGAUCUCAUGAAUAGCACCAUGGUAUCACCUCUUCCUGCCGGAUGUCGACUUACGGCAUUAUUCGAUUCAUGUCACUCAGGCUCGAUGUUAGAUCUUCCUUACCUAUAUCAUACCGAUGGACGUGUAAAGGGCGGUCAAGUCAGCCCCAGUCAUGUGAAACGAAAAGGAUCUCAUGCCGACGUGAUUUCUUGGGGUGGAUGUAUGGACUCCCAAACCAGCGCCGAUACAUUCGAAUCUGGUGCUGCGGCAGGGGCGAUGAGUUAUGCGUUUAUGACUGUACUGAAACAUAAUCCGAAUCAAUCAUAUCAAGAAUUCCUGAGAUCCCUUCGUGCUAUCCUCAAGAAGAAGUAUAGCCAAAAGCCACAGCUAUCCAGCUCCCACCGCAUCGACUCGAACCUGCAAUUCAUCAUGUAAACUGAACCAACUAUUCUAUACCAUGUCCUAUUUUAUUGUGCCUGCAUUGAUGUCGUGGCCAAGCGGCGGCUUUCAGAUCAUGUAUAUAUAUAUAUCCACUAGUUUCUUAUAAUUAACAUCAGCAUGUGAUGGAUCGAUCC